Messenger RNA from Alternaria novae-zelandiae, 306 nucleotides. RefSeq lists its product as uncharacterized. The record is from RefSeq and is a predicted model, not a curated record. The coding region runs from base 1 to 306 and encodes 101 amino acids. NCBI's taxonomy places the organism in Eukaryota, Fungi, Ascomycota, Dothideomycetes, Pleosporales, Pleosporaceae. The transcript has 2 exons.
AUGCCAAACGUCGCUUCAGAUCUGAUCCCCACCAAGGCCGGCCACCUCCCCGGAAUCCUCACUUUCCUCAAGUCCGGUAACCAGGUUACCUUGACCGACAUCCGGACCAUGUUCGACCAAGUCCACCCUGGCAGCGCCGCGGACCACUUCGAGCCCUUCGAAGGCGGUUACAAGCUCGCUCCUCGUUCGGGCUUCGUUAAUCUCAUCGGCCAUCUCAGGGACGAAUGGCCAGAGUUCUGGAUCCAGAUGCGCGAACAGCCCAUCCCGGAGAACUUGAGCAACAUGCAAGGACCUCCCGUUCAGUAG